GUUACGUGAAUGGAUUGAUUGCAGACACUUGCUCAAAAAUUGUGGUAGAUUCUGUGCGAUUCCUAUCAUGACGACAGGAGACCUAAAAAAUAACCUUCGCAAGCUAGUUUCUGUACUAAAGCAAAUUCACUAUCCUCAAAGUGAGGUCAACCUGAAAGGCAUCGCGCAGGGGAUUCCCAAAGCAUUUCUUCCAAUUGUUCAUCAUGUUUUCCUUGACUUUUCUAUUUCACUGGCACAGUACUUUGCAUCCAAAGUGUACGAGUUGUACGGAAAAACUGAUUCACGGUUUAUGGAAACCGUCUACAAGGUUCUGCGAGAUGAGUUUGGCUACAAACCACAGCUAACGAGGGAGCAGUUUCUAACGAUUGGAUUUGCAGAGAGAAAGAUUAUUUUUCUGUGCGCCAUUUUAAAACUCCUUAGAGAGAAACACAAUGAGCUUAAACCUAAAGGCGGAACAUCGGAAAAGAAGAAAAUGAAACAAAGUUGUACCAAUUCACAGAUGAAUGGCACCAAAGUCAACGGAACGUGUAAGGAAACUCAUGCAAAGAAAGAUGUUUCGACUUGUUCUGAUCAGUUUGGUGGACCUCUCCCUCUGGACACGGAUAUGAAGAGGUUUCGGAGUAACGGAGAGGCACUGAAAGCUGGUUUGGGAUUGAAAGAACCCCUUAUAACUCGUGAAUUUAUGGAGGAUGAGCCCGAGAACCAUUCUACAUCAAAAGCUGAAGAUUAUGAAGUAGACUUAAAUAUUGGUAAAUCAGGAGAAGUCUUAGGUGAUAAAGGUCACGCAUUUCCUUCAAAUUUGAUCAUCAAAUCCAGUGACUCAUCGCUCUUUGGUAAGAAAUUUCCAGUUUCUCAGAAUGUCGAGACUUGUCCAUAUUUGUUAGAUCGGUCUCAAGUUAAAUCGGUGACUUGGGAAGAUCAGGGUACAGGUUCCCGGAGAUUUCACUCUGAACGACGAGAAAAAGUUUCGAGAAAACCUCAGCCAAACCCAGUAUCCGUACCAGUGAGUAUCCAUGAAAUUCCUUAUUCAGUGUCCUCGCCUGAAUAUUAUCCAACAUCCUUUGAAAACACAGCUAACAGGGGAAUGAAUCCACAUUUAGUUCCAUCCCCAGUUACCAUGACAGCAGCACCAGAGCCAAGCCCAGAUCUGAUGCUCACACCUACUGUCAAGAGCAGCUGUUUUGAAGUCAUCCCUAAAUCUAGCUCUCCUUCCCAAGUUUAUUUGCAUCCAGCUGCUAAAAUUCCACCUACAACAAGAGUUGUGAGGCAUCCCAAAGCCAGUAAAGGCAAUACUCCAGAAAGCUCUGUAUUGAAUCCAGGCUCAAAUGAAGAAAACCAAGUUUGCAUACUCAAACAACAGUUACAAGAGUUACUCAAGAAAUAUGAUCAUGCCAUAUUGCUGAAUAAUGAAAUAUCUGCCAGAGUUGUACUCUUGGAGAGUAAAGUGAAGUUACUUGAGGAAGCAUGUGAAAGAAAGUGUAAAUGUAAUUGCAGAAAUCCCUCAGCUGCAGUCUCUGCCAAGAAAAAAGCAAUAAAACAAGAUGAUGCAAGUGUGGUUGUGUCUGGUUUUAAUAUUCAUGGUGAACCAAGAUCAACUGAACAAUCUUGUAUGAACAAACCAACAAGUUUAUCACUUAAAACAUUUGGCGAGAUAACCAGUGCAAUGCCCAAAGCAACUAGCCGAAAACUAUUUAAGGAAACAGUAACUUCUCUUGAUAAUGAUGACAUAGUUUUUGACUCAUACUCUCAUUUUGUUGAGGUGUCUGAUGAUGAAGAUGGCAAUGAUGGUGCUGACAAUGAUAAGGAUGGCACUGGCAAACUUAAAAGUGUUCUAUCAAAUGAGAAAGAUGCAGAUAUUAUCAUAAGCCCAUUCCCUUCAGCUUCAAAACUUUCAACUCUAUUUUCUGACCCUUCGACAAAGAAUACUGUGGUGAAUGUCCAGAAAAGGCUCCAGGAGACCAGAGAGCUUCUCAAUAGGACAAACAGAGACUUUGCAACAAAAUUUCAUCAUUACCAAGUGGAAUAAAAUUUCUAUUCUUGAAAGCUGUGUAAUUAAUAACAACCAGAGUUGUAGCUAAGAAAUUAUGCUACUUGCUGAAAUUUUAAGUGAGGUGGCUCUAAGUUGGUGAACAAUUGUAAGUGUGUAUAACCUCGGAAGUGUGUAGUGUGCUUUAUCAAGUAAUCACCGGUUAAAAAUCCAGCUGGCGAUCGCAGCUUUUUCAUCUGGUGAAUUUUGCCGGCAGCUGGUGCUUAGCAAUAACUCUGCCUAAACUGCUAAAUAACAACUGUUUGCAGAAGACAACACCAGUUUGAUUCACAUUGGGGUUUCAACAUAAACUGAUGCAUUGAAUCGUAACUGCCAUUCAUAUUCUGCAUGUGCUCCUAGUUUUUCAGAUAUGAUGAAUAUUGCAUUUUUUAUGAAAAUUUCAUGGGGAAAUCCAAAAAGCUCUCCUUGUAAUUACUUAAUCUUAGGGUGUUUCAGUGAGGGUGAAUUUAAUAUAAGAAUGGUACUUGAUUAAGAAUCCAUUGCCUCUUUUUGUCUAAUUUUCCUGAUCCUAAUAGCUAGCUUACACUGUACACCCGUGAGGGGUUAAGGUAGUGAAAUGCUGGAAGAGAUUGACCUUUUUGAUUUAAAACUCAAAAACCACUUCCAACUGAGGCUCUUCAUUUGAUUUCAUAACAUUUCUUCAGACUUUGCCAUCACCAUUGAAUGGUUAAACAGAACUUGCUCAUCUUUUGGUCGCAGUUGCAAUACAUCCAGCCUCACACCUUAUGAUUGUCAUGUAACCCAUUCACCUUUGCCAGGCUUCUUCCUGUUUGUUUAUCUUUUAACCUUUAAUUCCCAAGAUCUGAUUGUA
Stylophora pistillata is the source of this 2858-nucleotide messenger RNA. RefSeq lists its product as uncharacterized. Lineage: Eukaryota; Metazoa; Cnidaria; Anthozoa; Scleractinia; Pocilloporidae. Gene Ontology annotation, cellular component: spindle pole; centrosome. The record is from RefSeq and is a predicted model, not a curated record. Gene Ontology annotation, biological process: centriole replication; centriole-centriole cohesion.